GAAAGUGGGCCCCACCGAGAGAGGAGAGGUUUCAUCCAUUUGUUACAGAGUUUAAAAAAGCGACAUUAUUAUUAUUUUUUUAAGUGUCAGCGUGCACGGCAGAUUGGUUUGGGGGCGCGCUGUGUUUGGGGAUUGCUUGUAGUUUCUCCGCCUGUCAUGGCGGCGGCGGUUGACAUGGCGGCCGGGCCGCGGGCUGACGAGGACCUGGAAGCGGAGCCGGGAUGUGAGGACGAUGCGGAGGAGGAAGGGAGCGCGGACAAUGAGUUCGCGCUGGACGAGGUGCUGCGGCUCGGGGGGACCAAGGCUGAUUAUCUCAUGUUGUAUCACUUAAAUGCGAAUGAAGACAUAAUUGAUGGUGGAAAAAAAUCAGCAAUUGAUGAUCUGGAAGAAGGCGAAUUAGAAGCCUUCAUCACGAAAAUAGGUGUAAGGAAAUACUCCAAAAUUUUGCAAGAGGAAAACAAAGAAAGCACUAAAGAUGAAAAUCAAACAAAAAAGGAGAGUGAAAAGAUUGACAAAAAGGGCAAGAAGAAGAAAAAUAAAGAACUGAAAGAGAAAAUUCAAGAUGGAAAGAGUGGCAAGAUUGGAAAGCAAAAACUAAUUCAAGAUAAUAAAAUAUCAAGUACAUCUGAAUUACCAGGCAGAAAAACUAAACAUCAGGAUAUCUUUGAAUUUCAGCCCAAACAAUACUUAUUGAUAAAGCCAGGUGGAAAGUGGUAUGAGGCAGACUACGCCAGUGAGCACACCUCUGAGCCACAAGACGAAUCGCUUGUGUCGCAGUAUAAAAAUCUCGCUAAACAGCUGUAUGAACAUGAAACCAAUCUUUACACAAGUAAGAAAAAUAUCCAAAAAGGUGCAAAUUCGGCAUGGAUGAAAACGGUUGUCACCACAGGCACAUUGGCAGACAGGAUGGCAGCUAUGACACUUCUGAUUCAAGAUGCCCCAGUGCAUGGUCUACACUUUGUUGAGGUAUUAAUCAAUCAAAUCAAGAAGAAGGGAAGUCGGCGGCAGAGCGGAAUGGCUUUGAAUACCAUGAAAGAACUUAUAAUCUCUGACUUGCUUCCAGAUAAUCGAAAAUUACAAACUUUCUCUCAGCAUCCUUUUAAACAGCUGGAAGAGCUUGCCAGUGGGAACAAAGAUGCCAGGGACAGACGUCUCAUAAUGUGGUACUUUGAACACCUCUUUAAGCACCAUUUUGCAGAGUUUGUGCAGGCAUUGGAAAUUUUGACUCAUGACAAUGUGCAGGCAACAAAGACAGUCGCCUUGGCUACGGCCCACGAGAUACUCUGCAUUAAGCCAGAGCAAGAGAAAGCCCUGCUGAUUAUGUUGGUAAAUAAGUUGGGUGAUCCACAGUAUAAAAUGGCCACAAAGGCCUCCUACCUUUUGGAAACAUUGCUUCAUAAACAUCCCAACAUGAAAACUGUUGUGUGCUGUGAAGUUGAGCGACUCCUAUACAGGCCUAAUAUUAGUUUGAAAGCCCAGUAUUAUGCUGUCUGCUUUCUCAACCAAAUGGUCUUGAGCCACGAGAAGAGUGAUCUUGCUGGAAAAUUAAUAACUGUUUACUUUUCAUUUUUCCAUGCCUAUGUUAAAAAGGCAGAAAUAGACUCUAAGAUGCUGAGUGCUUUGCUAUCUGGUGUCAACAGAGCUUUUCCUUAUUCCAAGAUGGACGAUGGAAAGAUAAUGGAGCAGAUGGAUACUUUGUUCAAGGUUGUACAUGUUGUCAACUUCACCACCAGUGUCCAUGCACUCAUGUUGCUAUUUCAGGUGAUGGACUCUAAACAAGCUAUAUCCAAUCGAUACUAUGUCGCUCUCUACCGGAAACUGUUGGAUCCUGGACUGGCACAAAGUUCCAAACAAGCUAUGUUUCUAAAUUUGCUGUACAAAUCUUUGAAGUCUGACAUUGUGCUUCGACGCAUUAGAGCAUUUCUGAAAAGGAUUUUACAGAUCACUUGUGGCCAGACGCCAGGAUUUAUUUGUGGGGCCCUCUAUCUUAUUUCUGAGAUUUUGAAACAGAAGCCAGGAGUUCAAGUCCUGUUACAAGAACAAUGGGAAUCUGAUGAAGAGGAACAUUUCAGAGACGUUGAUGACAGUGAUGAAGAUAAAUGUGAAGAGAAAAUGCUGAACAAAUCGCACGAAGGGAAAGAAUAUGGAGAUGCUGGCGAAGAAGAGGAAAUGGUUGUUAAGAAUAAAACUGCAGCUAUAAAACCUCAGUCAAUAGUCUCUGGAUCAUGGUUGCACCAUAAGAAUCAAGAAGGUGGAAAAUGUCUGCAAACCUAUGAUCCACUCCAUAGGAAUCCUCUCUCUUGUGGAGCAGACCACGUCGGUCUCUGGGAAUUGAAAAAGUUGAGUGAACAUUUUCAUCCAUCUGUGGCACUCUUUGCAACAACUAUCCUGCAGGGUAAUCGCAUCCAAUAUUCUGGAGACCCCCUGCAGGAUUUCACAUUAAUGAGAUUUCUUGAUCGCUUUGUGUACAGAAAUCCCAAACAGAGCAAAGGCAAAGGCAACACUGACAGCAUUGUGAUGCAACCCAAACAGAGGCUUCUGUUGAAUGAUCCACAUAAAUUGCCAGUAAAUAGUCAGAAAUUUAUCGAACGGGAGGAGAGCCAGAUCCCAGUGGAUGAAAUAUUUUUCCAUAGGUAUUACAAAAAACUUGACGCAACGCAAAAAUCACAAAGACCUCGAGGUGAAGAAACGGUGGCAGAUGUGGACGAUGAUGAGUUCGAGCAAAUGCUUGAUUCCCUUGAAGGGGAAAAAUAUUAUAAAAAAAUCGAAGACAGUUUAGAUUUUGCAAGUAAUAUGAAAAAGAAAUCAUCAAAAGAAGCAAAAGUAAUUGAUAAGGAAGUUGAUUCAGACCUCAGUGAUGAUGAUGAUGAUAUGAGUAACUUGGAAGAUGAAGAAGUGUCAUUAGGAAGCAUGGACGAGGAAGACUUUGGUGAAAUGGUGGGAGAAGACGGUGGUGUAUUCAUGGAUAAUCCAGAUGAUGAAGAGGUUGACAGUGGAGCAGCAAUGAAGAAAAGUAAUAAGCCUGGUAAAAGGAAAAAAAGUGAAGAUUUGGAUUUCUCGAAACACAUUACAGGAAAGAAACAGAAAAGGGGUUUUAAGGAUGACACCAAUAUGUUUGCUGCAGCUGAAGAGUUUGGUUGCCUACUUGAUGAAAAUGCAGGAUCAAAAUUUGACAACAUUGGAAUUAAUGCAAUGGCAAACAAAGAUAAAGCGAGUGUAAAGCAGCUACAGUGGGAAUCUGAUCGUGACGCCUGGAUCAGAGGCAGAGAUACACGUACACUCCGAAUGCAGAAGAACAAGUUCAGGGCCAAGGGGCUGAAAAAUAAGAAGAAAAGAUUUUUAAAGUAGAAGAGAUGAACAAUUUUUAUACGAGAUCAGACUUGUAUUAGACUUUAUACUUACAUGAUUAUUGAUUAUGUUUGCUGGACCAGGUUUCCUGAUCAAUUUCUCUAGCUCCAUAAAUUCCUGCCCAUUCAUUGGAUUUAUAAUAAACUGAAAAGUGUAAACAAUAUAUUUUGAAUUAAUAAAUUAAAUGAUGGAUUUGUCUGCA
Leucoraja erinaceus (little skate) is the source of this 3550-nucleotide messenger RNA. RefSeq names its product CCAAT enhancer binding protein zeta (gene cebpz). NCBI's taxonomy places the organism in Eukaryota, Metazoa, Chordata, Chondrichthyes, Rajiformes, Rajidae. Gene Ontology annotation, cellular component: nucleus. The record is from RefSeq and is a predicted model, not a curated record. The transcript has 16 exons. Bases 157 to 3348 code for a protein of 1063 amino acids.